Physcomitrium patens is the source of this 4322-nucleotide messenger RNA. The record is from RefSeq and is a predicted model, not a curated record. Lineage: Eukaryota; Viridiplantae; Streptophyta; Bryopsida; Funariales; Funariaceae.
CCCCCCACCCCAAUUGUAUCUUUGCCACUGCCCCUUAGUCUGCCUGGUAUCCUCAUUGCAUUAUCAAGUUUGUUGCAGUUGAGAUAGAACGAGAAGAGAGCAAAGACGAUUUUUCAGUUGGGUUGUACCACGCAGUCUGGAUAUGACCUGCUGCGCAGUUUCGUCAAAUCUUUUGUUGCAUAAAAUCCAGAGCCUUGGAAAUGGGAUAUGGCGAGCAAGGACAUUAUUAAUCCGGGCAGUUCAUGCUGUAAACUGUGCAAUACUCCAAACGGAUCCUGUCAAUUUCCCAGCAUGCUGUGCAGUGACUCCAGGUUGCAAUUAGCGUUACGUACGUUGGGAUAUUUCGUGUAACCCCAGGCAUGGUCAGUGUGAAGGCCUCCUCACGCCACUUUCCCCCAGAUGGAUGACGAUGGGCUCUGAACAAUGAAGUCAUAAUCCUGCGACUUUGCUCAAAGUUCUGGGAUCGAAAGAGUAUAUGGCAAUGUGGAGAAAGAUGGCUAAAUUGUUCACCACGCCCAUCGAAUUUUGCAAGUAGAAGUAUAUGUAGAUUUAAACAAGGGAAAGGAGUUUUUUGCAGCAGUUGUUUCCUUUCUAAGAAGCAGCAAACUUGUGAGAAUUCGUGUAGAGAAAUAGGAUUCUAGGGAAAUCAUGAUCUGGAGCCAACAGGGUCAAAUUAUGCAAGAAAGGGGCUGAACCUAGAAGCUGUAGAAAUGCGUGGAAGUAUGCGAUGCUGCUGAUGCGCGAGUUGAACCAGACAAUUGGUAGUGUCUUCCUCGGAAACAUAGAAAUGAUAGUCUUAUAACUUCGGUAGAGAAGCCAUACAAUGAAGAAGAAGACGACCUGGGCGGCCACAGUGGUGAAGAAACAGCUGCAGACAUGCUGCAAACACCAGGCGUUCUCAGUGGAGACCACGGAGAGGGAUGACACUUCUCAAGGGUUUGAGUCCCCCUCGCGAGUAAUUCACAUAUCUUCUCCCAUAAAAGAGGCGGUCAAUCCUAUCCUUCUCAGACGCAAAUCAUUCAAUGUUUCGCACGCAAAAAGUCUGUUGACGACCCCUGAGCCACUAACUCCCUUUAGAAAGUCAGUUGAAUCUGCCAUUCCUCUGUGUCGAUCCUCGACUUUUAAGUCGACAAGGCUGCAGAAUGACAAAUCGUCACCGCAUCUCGUCACAGCUGCAUCGCAGGAGGCACCACUGGGAGCAUCGAAGGGCAAAGUCCGCCACAAAUCCGGACCACUUCCAGUAUUGCAACAAUUACUCAGAGGGGGUCUUCAGGGUGGUAUCAUCUCUUCGCCUUUGAACGUGAAAAAGCAGCUCUCAGGCCCGCUUCCGAGCGCUCAUCGCAAACCCUUGAGCGGGGCGCCAUCACCCAAGCAAUCCACCGGCAGACCAUCUCCGCAACGUCUUUCAAAAGUGAAAUUCUCUCCCAUACCAGGUGAAGCCAUCGGCGGUGGCAGGAUUUCUGACAUGAUAGCGGAGGAAGAAGCUUCCAAGGUGACGCAGAUUGUGGUUUUGAAGGUGAGACAGCCAAUCACUCCUGUGCUUGAUAAGAAAGGUCCUAGAAAAUCCCGAAGUUCGAAAAGUGAAUGCAAUCCUCCUGCAACAUUUCCUGAAGUGAAAUUGGCGACGAGGGUCGUAGAGAACACUCCAACCGCAGCUGUAGUCAGUGAGUUUGAACAUCCAAGAAAAGACGAUUCAAUUCAUGUUGCACAAUUCGAAAAUCUGGAUGUCAGGAAAGCCGACGCUAAGAUUAAGGGCGACACAGCAGAGUGCUUGCAGAAAAGGUUGGUUUCUGCCGCUGUGGCGAUUCAGGCAGCAUAUCGAGGCCAUCGAGCUCGGAAAAACCUCGAUGGCGAGCUGCAAAGGAGCACCAACCCUAGUGACGACACCACAGAAGAUGUUUUAGAGGAUGAGGUAGAACCGGCGCCGUCAAUCAGCACGCAGAUGUCAAGAACAGACCCUCAGAAGCAAAGAAGAAACCCACCUCCACGAGUGAACAAAAGAUGGAACGGGAGCAUUCGCUCGGCGCAAGAUCAUCAGGCCUUGCUCAGGAGCAGACAAGAAGCAGCUCUGAAGCGUGAGCGAGCGAUGGAAUAUGCCCUUUCAAGGCAACGUUGGCGAACAGGCUCAAAACCAUUAAAAGGACCAGCAGCUAAUUGGCACACAGACGAUCGACUGCCAGAUAAACCGGGAUGGGUGCGGAACUGGCUUGAUCGCGCCACGAGAAUGAGUGGCCACGAGAACAAAGUUUUCGACAACAACUUCGAGCAGAAUUGUGACCCACAGAGUGAUAGCCUUUCCAUGAAGAGCACGGUGGGAAUGUGCACCACCGACAUCGGUAGCGUGGAGCACAUAAACUUGGGCUGGCCUCUGUCCCUUCGACAACAACAUGCUGCGGGAAUGCUACAGCCAAAGGCUCCAAUUCUUGAGCCAGAAGCAUUGCGAAACGGAGCUUCACCCUCUCCAGCACCGCAGCACCCAAAAGGUGCAAAGUUUUCACUGCUGGAGGAGAAGCGUAACCACGUCGGUGAGGCUCAUGGGCACUUGAAUCAUAGGGAAGACUCGUCCACCGGCACGACUGAGAGCGAAGUCUUCACCCCCGCGAGCCAUAAAUCUCCACACAAGCUGAUCAAAUUCAGGAACGAAGCACGCAAACUUGAAUUCUUGGGUGAUGUUCACGGUGACGACACCGAUCUGGAGAGCGUGGGGAGCUGCGAAGGUGCAGUUCCGACUCUAAACAAAGUGCCAUCUCCAGGCGUUGGUACAAAUCCACGGAUGCAGCAGGGAGUGCAACCAAACAAGACCUCCAACUCAAAUUCGUUGAAAGAAGCUGCCAGACGAGAAAAGCUGCUUUCUCUUCAACUGCAGACGCAAAUUUCUGUCGUUCUCUCAGACGGUGAUUCUGCGGAUACGACCGCUGCAUCAAUGCAGCAGCCAUUUUGGCGGCCUUGAUGUACUUCUGCACAUUGUAAGUAGGCUAACCCUUUUCGCUCAGCCUUACUUCUAAUCUACGUCCCUCCCUCGAAGUGCCAAGACAUCCUUCGCUGAUACUGCUUUUCUGCGAGGCUAUAACCUUGGGGCUUCCGACAGAUUCCCUGCCAUCACUGGACUUUUUCUAUCUCCGGCAUGAAAUAUUAUCAGCAAUGAAUUCUGGUCUGCCUCUCUUUCCAGAAACCUCCGCAACCUCGGGAUUCAGCUGAGAGCAUCCAGAAAUGUUUGAUGUAACUGAUACCUUUUUUGUCGACGUAGGUGUGAUUGGGCUCCAUCCAAUCAAUUCUUAUUUGGACUAGGAGCAGACAACUCGAAACCAAUAAAUCGAUGUAAGUUGGAACGCUCGGUUCAGCCGGUACAUGACAGACAAGAGUUCGCGGAGUAAGUCAGGCUAUCCGAAACAGUCCCUUCAAGCUGGCUUGCAAUUUUAUUGAGGCGGAGUGGGGAAUCUGUAAGCAGAGAGGCUCAGGGUGGAGGACAUGAAUUGAUUCGCACACACGCGAAGAGAACCAACAAAUCAGAAAGGUGGAAGAGAAAAAGAGGGAUUACCAAAACAAAAUCAAAAAUCAAAAAAACUAUCGACUCUGUAUUCUCCCUCCUUUUCUCUGCUACGAAUAUUUUUUCACUUCGAAACUUGCAUGGAGUCGGCUGAUUUCGAACGUGAUGAGGAGCAAACUCUCUACAAAGCGGAGGACGGGGAGCGAUCCAUGUGCACGCGCAUUCGCCAUCGCAACGCAUCUCAUGGCGAUGUGUCGGUAUAACAACCCUCAUUAUCCAUUCCAGCUAUCAGACUCGAAGCCCGGCACGGGAAUUGUCUCAUCAAUUCUCUUCGCACAACACGCUCUUGCGACGCAUCCCCUGUCUUCAUCAUCGCAGCGAGUGCGUGAUUCUACAGGUGGGUCACUCGGAUUCCCCUCGGAUUUCAUCCCAACCUCUUCUGCAAGCCACGGCCACAAGUGCUGAAAUUUUCACAGCAGUUGCACCAUCGACAUAGCUUGCAGCAGAAGCGGCGUCAAUGCCAUGGAAUUGUGCAUGGCUGAAUGAAAUCUAUGUGCAUGACCCACACCUUCAAUCGCGUGGUCGCGUGUAUACUAGAAACUCGACUCUUCGGCGUUUUCGUGAACACACUGUUGGGCUGUGUCGGUGCACGUCUGUUUCAUACGGUUGACUGUCGGUAUUUGCUUUUUUCUUUUUCUUCCUUCUUCGUCUUUUAUUUUAUUUUUUUCCUUUUCGGUUUUCCAUUUGUUCUGUGCUGGAGAUAAUGAUGAUUCUCUAUCUCACACUGAGGCUUUGGAAUUCUUGUGCUAUUCAGAGUAAAAAGGCUUUCCAACUA